GGCUAUGACGGCGCACCAGAGCCAGUAGAGGCUGGAUGUGAGUCUUCUGGUCGUCAUUAAAGCAGCGGUAACACCCAGAGGUGCGUCUGGUUGUCUGGUCCAGCGGAGCUGCAGACAGAAAGCUUCUCCAACCGGAGGACAGACGGAAAACACGCUCCAUCCAUCCUGUCCGCUCCGCUCCCAUCAUGGCGUCAAAGUGUCCGAAAUGCGACAAGACGGUGUAUUUCGCGGAGAAGGUUUCCUCUCUGGGAAAAGACUGGCAUAAAUUCUGCCUGAAAUGUGAGCGCUGCAACAAGACGCUGAACCCCGGCGGCCAUGCUGAGCAUGAUGGAAAACCGUAUUGCCACAAGCCCUGCUACGCUGCCCUCUUUGGACCAAAAGGUGUGAACAUCGGCGGAGCUGGCUCCUACAUGUACGACGCUCCUGUCAACGAGGCCCCGGCAGCGGUUUCCAUGGCAACACUUGGCAAACCGGAGGAGGAGAAAAGAGCCACGCGGGGACCAGUGAAGGCUGCAAGCUUUUCGUCUUUCUCCGGCGGACCAAACAUCUGCCCCAGAUGCAACAAGACGGUGUACUUCGCUGAGAAGGUGUCGUCUCUGGGGAAGAACUGGCACCGGCCCUGCCUUCGCUGUGAGAGGUGCAGUAAGACUCUGGCUCCGGGAAGCCAUGCAGAGCAUGAUGGACAGCCUUACUGCCACAAACCCUGCUACGCUGUGCUGUUUGGACCCAAAGGUGUGAACACCGGCGGCGUGGGCAGCUACAUCUACGACGAACCUGAAGCCGAAGCUCAGCCUUAAACUCAGCCGCUGCGUCCGACACGUGGACGAACAAACACCUCCAGGAGCCUCGUUGUCUCGUCGAUUUGCCUUCAAUGGUCAUUGUGACAAAUGAUAUGUACUACAAUCACAGGGAUGGAUUACCUAGUUAUUUAUGUUGUAUUUGUAUAUUGUUUAUAUUAUCUAUUUUUUGUACUGAAGCAAACCUUUAAUAUGUCCUCCCAAGUGAGACUGAGAUUAACAUCUAGGUUUAUUGUUCUCUUUGCCAAAUAGUUACUAUUAACCUAUUAUUGUAGUAGAUUAAAGCUCCUGUGUUUCUCCUUCUUGAUUAGUUGGUUUUGAAACAUUUGUGCACUAAUGAUAUGUACUGUAUAACAACAAAGUACCAGCCCACCUUUUUAUUGUCAGUGUUUUUGGACACCCGGUUUUGACAGAAAAAAUAGUGUAGUGAGAAUUCACACAAACAUUUUAUUGAAUGUUAUGAAAGCGAGUCAGCUGCAGGUAAUGUUUUAUACAAUAAAACUGUGGGGUAUUAAAUUAUGUUUCCUG
Molecule: messenger RNA, 1325 nt
Organism: Poecilia latipinna (sailfin molly)
Lineage: Eukaryota; Metazoa; Chordata; Actinopteri; Cyprinodontiformes; Poeciliidae
Product: cysteine-rich protein 2-like
Exons: 8
Coding region: 186-797 (203 amino acids)
Source: RefSeq, a predicted model, not a curated record